Messenger RNA from Pungitius pungitius (ninespine stickleback), 2823 nucleotides. It is a transcript of the gene zfyve19, whose product is annotated as zinc finger, FYVE domain containing 19. The coding region runs from base 152 to 1444 and encodes 430 amino acids. Gene Ontology annotation, cellular component: cleavage furrow; centrosome; midbody. The transcript has 11 exons. Gene Ontology annotation, biological process: mitotic cytokinesis checkpoint signaling; abscission. The record is from RefSeq and is a predicted model, not a curated record. Gene Ontology annotation, molecular function: phosphatidylinositol-3-phosphate binding; metal ion binding. NCBI's taxonomy places the organism in Eukaryota, Metazoa, Chordata, Actinopteri, Perciformes, Gasterosteidae.
UCAUUUCAGCCACACAGAAAGGUUGAGAAUAGGUAGCUAGCUAGGACAUGAUUAUGAACAUAGUGCGUUCUCUUAAUAUAGCUACCAGCUACAGCAACAUUUGCCAACUUUAAUUUGCCUUCCUCUUGACUAUCCAUCCACACGUGUCGCUAUGGACAACCGUUGUUAUUGUUGUGCAUCAAAGUUCACUCUAUUUAAGAAGGAGUUGGGCUGUAAGAGCUGCGGCCGCUCCUUCUGCUCCAGCUGCCUGACUCUCAGUGCUGUGGUGCCUCGCUGUGGCAACACGCAGCAGAAGGUCUGUAAACCGUGCCACGGGAACCUGACAAGUGGGGAAUCUCCAAACAAUGCAGGAAAAUGGUCUCCGCCUGAAAACUACAAGAAACGGGUUGCUGCGCUGGAGGCUAAACAGCAAGGACAGUCGACACAGCCUUCAGCACAAGGAGGCAGUAGAAACGAUAAAGCCUGCCAUCUACCCAUCAAAGGCCUGAGCAAAGAAGAUCAGGCUAUCGCCGAAAGACUUCAAAAGCUGAAGGAGGAUACGGCGCCAAGGUCCGUCCCCUCUGAGAAGGAGCUGGAGUCUCGCCUUGCUGCUCAGAAAGCUCCUGUCCGGCCGGUGCCUUCAGUAGAGGAGAUGGAGAAACGUCUGGCACUUCUACAGGGUCAGACUCCACCCUCUCAAGCUCCUCCGCCUCAGGUGCAUAAGCCCCCAGAUAACAGGACUCAAACUGAACAAGCCAAUGAUCUGAUUACUCGGAUGUCGGAGGAAGUUGCCAUAGACAACCAGCAAUUGGAUCCUGAAUGCAGUGUAGAUGGUCGCCUGAAUGAUCUAAACAAGGGGGAGGGGGGGACAUCGGAUGAGAAUUUGGAGGAGAACCAGCAGGGGGACAAGCAGCUGGAAGCCGAGACGGCUCAAGUCAUGGAGGAGGCCAUGGAGGAGCUGAGGAAGGAACGCCAUUCCCAGGAUCAGAUCCUCAACAUGGCCAAGCGGAUGGCGCAGCUGAAGGGGCGGGACCCAGACAAAGUCACUAUGGAGGACUUUCAGCAGCAUGACAGUGAAGAGGAGACUGAAGAAGAAUCUGUGAAGAGAGUGUUGAAACAGCUCUCUGAAGAGGCUGCAUUGGAUGAGGCAAGUGGAUACAACAUACCUUUAGAACACAGCGGACCAAAGAACACAGAAAUGAAGAAACAGUCAAAGAAACAGACCCAGGCUCCAGCGCCCAAGAGUAAGAUUUCCACAGCUGCUGUUGCACAUCAGCCAUCAGACAGUGAUGAGGAGGAGCUCCCGUGGUGUUGCAUCUGUAACCACGAUGCAACUAUUCGCUGUCACACCUGUGAUGGAGACCUAUACUGCCACCGCUGCUUCAGGGAAGGCCACGAUAAGUACGACAGGAAGGAGCAUCGCACCACUAACUACACUGCGCCAAAGAAGAAGAGGAAGACUUGAUAGCGAGGAGUGCUUUAGGCGCUUGCCCUAUCAUGCUGUGGUCAGUCAACAUGGUUGGACUUGCGCAUUAGGCUACAGUGACCUAUCAUUGUCAAUAAAACAGUAUCGUAGAAGAUGUAAACACUACCUAUUAUUAUUAUUAUUAUUAUUGUUAUCCAAACAAUCCAGGACCUCCACUUUUUAAAUCCAAUGUGCUCAAAGUAGCUAUAAAAAUGUAACCGCAUAGACUCCAGGAAAAGCAGCGUCUUAAUCUUUCUGUAAUCUAAGUGACCUGAAAACAUUUUUUAAAAAUGGGUGAUGUUUAUGGCCAAGCAACGCCUAGAAAAUAGACAUACGCUUUAAUGUAAUGCAAUAAGUUUAAUAUGAAAAAAAAGAAAGCUCCUAUGUCUUCCUGUUAUGGCAUUUUAGCAAAAACCGCUCCGCUUCUGCAUACAAAUGAGAAGCUUUUGUGUUUUCUAUUAUCACUUGUUUUACUUUCCGAAGGCAAACAAAGGCUCAUCUCAGACCCAAUUUGCGCACCCAGACAGCAGCCACGUCACAAGCUCAUCUGGUGUAAUGUACAAUCCUAGACUACUGUCGACUCCGGGCCGAUCAAGCCCAGAGGAGUGAGCAUAAAAGGAUUACUGAGGGCUUUGUUCUCUGCUGGCAGGCGCUGCCGUCACUCAUGUAAUCUACGUGAGGCUGCCACUGUGACAUGAUCGUUGCCUUCCUGGUCCACCGUGUGCAAUUCCAAGAUUAAGGAUACAAAGGCGUUAGCGGCUGCGUCUCGUUUUUUUAUUUUUUAUUUUAUUUUAAUGUGACCUCACUAAAAAUGUCCCAGGCUGGCAGGCAUGGUCUUAAAGAGACAACGCUCGAACAAAGCGAAUGACUAUAAAGGAGGCCUCAGCCUCGGACCCUCUGCGUAGGACGGAGAGAAGGCCGGAGAGCGGUUCCCUCUCUCUGCAUCACUGUCAAGCAAACUGAGGGGGAAAUAGUUACUUUCCUCUGGAGGGGGGGGGGGGGGCUUUCACCCAUUAAGGUUUGCCCAGGAGGCCGUUUUUUCAGUGUUUUGCUUGUCCGGCCGUAGCCGUGCGCGCACCACAAACAGGAAAUGGAUGAGGAUAAUGGACGCUUACUUAAUGGACAUUUGCUGCUGCUGAUUCCACUGUGUUUACUCCUACUUUUGACAUGUCAACGUCUCCUUUGUCUGCAUCCCCUCUGCUGAAAGAUUCACGCCGGAUAAUGGAGGCUUGUGUUCCCGGGUAACGACACGCUGGCGGCUGUAGUUGCCUCGAGGACAGUAGGACAUAAUACUUCUUUAAAAGGCAAAUAAAGGGUUAGCAAUAAAGAGUAUCUGUGUUAACAGUUCAUUUGGUUCUCUUAAUCAAUGGGUGUAAUGU